CCCCCCGCCCCCGGCCCGCAGGCGCCGCCGCCAUUUUGCUGCUCAGUCCCUGCUGGGUCCGGGCGCGGCGGUAGCGGCGGGAGCUGCUCCUGAAAGGAGGUUUGUUUGACCUCGCUCGGGGCCCCCCGCGCCCCAAGACCGGCCUAUAGUGCGACAUGUCCGGAGAGGGGAGCGCCGGCGACCAGACUGCUGAAUAUGUCCCAGAAAAAGUGAAGAAAGCUGAAAAGAAACUAGAAGAAAAUCCAUAUGACCUUGACGCUUGGAGCAUUCUCAUUCGAGAGGCACAGAAUCAGCCUAUAGACAAAGCACGGAAGACCUAUGAACGCCUUGUUGCCCAGUUCCCCAGUUCUGGCAGAUUCUGGAAACUGUACAUUGAAGCAGAGAUUAAAGCAAAAAAUUAUGACAAAGUGGAAAAGUUAUUUCAGCGAUGCCUUAUGAAGGUUUUACACAUUGAUUUAUGGAAAUGUUACCUUUCCUAUGUACGAGAAACCAAGGGGAAGCUGCCUAGUUACAAAGAAAAAAUGGCUCAGGCAUAUGAUUUUGCUCUGGAUAAGAUUGGCAUGGAAAUCAUGUCAUACCAGAUCUGGGUGGAUUACAUCAAUUUUUUGAAAGGCGUAGAAGCAGUAGGAUCCUAUGCAGAGAACCAGAGGAUAACAGCUGUCCGUAGGGUUUACCAGCGUGGCUGUGUGAAUCCAAUGAUAAACAUAGAGCAGCUCUGGAGAGAUUAUAACAAAUACGAAGAGGGCAUCAAUAUUCACUUAGCUAAGAAGAUGAUCGAGGACAGGAGUAGAGAUUAUAUGAAUGCACGACGCGUUGCAAAGGAGUAUGAGACAGUGAUGAAAGGCCUGGACCGCAACGCUCCCUCUGUCCCUCCUCAAAACACCCCCCAGGAGGCUCAGCAGGUGGACAUGUGGAAAAAGUACAUCCAGUGGGAAAAGAGCAACCCACUGCGAACAGAAGAUCAAACUCUUAUAACAAAAAGAGUGAUGUUUGCUUACGAGCAAUGUCUUCUGGUGCUGGGACAUCACCCAGACAUCUGGUAUGAAGCAGCACAGUACCUCGAGCAGUCCAGCAAGCUACUGGCUGAGAAAGGGGACAUGAACAAUGCCAAACUCUUCAGUGAUGAGGCUGCUAAUAUUUAUGAAAGAGCGAUCAGCACUUUAUUAAAGAAGAAUAUGCUUCUUUAUUUUGCAUAUGCAGAUUAUGAAGAGAGUCGAAUGAAGUAUGAGAAAGUGCACAGCAUAUAUAACCGGCUCCUGGCUAUCGAAGACAUUGACCCCACCCUGGUUUAUAUCCAAUAUAUGAAAUUUGCAAGGAGAGCAGAGGGCAUAAAAUCUGGAAGAACGAUAUUUAAGAAAGCGAGAGAGGACGCCCGGACCCGCCACCACGUCUAUGUUACAGCAGCUCUGAUGGAGUAUUACUGUAGCAAGGAUAAGUCUGUGGCCUUUAAGAUUUUCGAGCUAGGGCUGAAAAAAUAUGGGGACAUUCCGGAAUAUGUGCUGGCAUAUAUCGACUACCUUUCUCACCUUAAUGAGGACAACAAUACAAGAGUUUUGUUUGAACGUGUUUUAACUUCAGGGAGCCUUCCACCUGAGAAAUCUGGUGAAAUCUGGGCUCGGUUUUUAGCCUUUGAAAGUAACAUUGGUGAUUUAGCCAGCAUACUGAAAGUUGAGAAGAGGAGGUUCACAGCAUUCAAGGAGGAAUAUGAGGGCAAAGAAACAGCUCUGCUGGUGGACAGGUACAAGUUCAUGGACUUGUACCCCUGCUCUGCUAGUGAACUCAAGGCCCUUGGUUAUAAGGAUGUCUCCCGUGCCAAGCUAGCAGCAAUAAUUCCAGACCCUGUGGUUGCACCUUCCAUUGUGCCUGUUCUCAAGGAUGAAGUAGACAGAAAACCCGAAUAUCCAAAGCCGGACACUCAGCAGAUGAUUCCAUUUCAGCCAAGACACUUAGCACCUCCAGGUUUACAUCCCGUCCCAGGUGGUGUAUUUCCUGUUCCACCAGCAGCUGUAGUUCUCAUGAAGCUCCUGCCACCUCCUAUUUGUUUUCAGGGUCCCUUUGUUCAAGUGGAUGAACUCAUGGAGAUAUUUAGAAGAUGCAAACUGCCAGACACUGUCGAUGAAGCUGUACGGAUCAUCACCGGCGGCCUGCCAGAAAUAGCUGUGGAGGGCAAUGGGCCUGUGGAGAACAGCACCAUCCUCAACAAGGCCGUGAAGAGAUCACAUGAGGAUUCUGAUGACGACGAGGAGAAAGGAUCCGUAGUUCCCCCUGUACAUGACAUUUACAGAGCACGACAGCAAAAGAGAAUCCGGUGAAACAAGUCUGGGGUUCUGCUGUGACAGACAAAGACUUGCAUUGAAUCAGUCUCUUAAAAGUCAAGCAUUUAAAAGGGACAGCUGCAAACAAAAAAAAAAAAAAAUCCUUGAAAAUGGUUUUGUUACUGUGGUGCCUCUUCUUCCAUAUGGUUCUUGAUCUGAAAACAGCCUGAACAACCUUAGAAUGUGCUCUGAACAAAACCAGGUUUUCAGAACCUGAAGUGAAAAAUGUCAAAACUGUAUUUUGUUCUUCGAGGGUGUUCACAUCUACCACUUGAAAUCUUGUGGGUUUUUUAACAGUUUUAUUUUAAAAACUGGAUGGCUUAUACUUGUGAAGCAUUUUUAAUUCACAUUUUCUGGAAAAGAGUUGUUCUCAGUUUGUUCAUGUAGUGUACUGCCUUAUUGUCCGUUUUUAUUUAUGGCAGAAUGUAAGAAAUCUGUUUUGUAGUUGAAAAUCGAAUAAAAACCAAAAAAACAUUCCUUUAAAAUAAAAGGAUGUCCAUAACUUCAUGCCUCAUUCUGGUUUUAUUCAAACACAACAAGGUACUUCUUAAAUAUUACUCAGCCACUUCAAAAGCAAUGCUAAUAAGACCGUCACAGGAAACUGGUCAGAGCAUACAUAUUAGAAUUAGCUUGUUUUCCAUUUUUCUAGAGGAUACAGUACACUUUUGCUUGUAAUUCCACGACUGUUUGAAGAAGACAGCAUCUUAGGACUAACUCAGUAUAUGUUUCAAAGGUAGGUUGUCCAGGACCACUGGCUAACAAAGGCUGGUCCUGGAUACCUGCACCGGUCUUCCACUGUAAGGUACAAAGCUAAAUGUUAAUAAUCAGCUACAUCGUUUCACUUGUUAUCUUCAAACAAGCUAAAAAAAAAAUACACUAUAUGAGCUUUCAAAGCAGUUUCUAUGUGUACUUGAGCUUUUAACUUGUAACUGGCUAUUCAGAAUGGCACUCUGAUAGGAUCUUAAGAACACCCUUGGACUACAGAACAUUCAGAUACUCGAGAAAGUUCAAGACGUUCCCAUCUCCAGCAGCACAGCUGCCUGUGGGUCAGUGCUUCUCUCUGCCAGGGGGAGAGGUGAACCCCGGAAAGGUUCAGGUGGAGGGAGGAACUGGCCUUAGCAAUCCUGGAAUUCCUUUCUUGCUCUGCUCCUCAGUUGUAUCUCCCUAUUUCUUUCUGUGAGGAUGUAGAGACACUGUUUGUCAGAUGCUCUGAUUAAAAAAAAACAACUCGGGAAAAUCAUUAAGGUGAUUUGCACUUGUGGGCAUUUCUUUACUGUUGGAAGGCUUGCAGCACCCACUCCCAGAGGCAUUUGUUCCCACUGUGUGUGCCCCCAGAAGUGAGACUGGAGCCAGAGGAGAGUACUGCACUCUUCUAUGGGUCUAUGUUUUUUUCCUAUAUUAAGACUUAGGAUCAAACCCCUCCUGUGAGGAGAGAUGGGAUUUACUGUAUCAACCCUGUGAGCAACACACGAGCACUGCUGGCAGCACAAUCCCUGCUGCAAUGUCAGGACACCUGGACCCUGAAUCCCAGAGCUGGGAGCAAUCAUUGAUAAUUCAGUCCCCUUCACUCUGCCGUCAGUUAUGUUGUUCAAGGGCUUUUUUUAGUGUCUCACUGUCCUGUUGUUCCUCCCCACAUCCUCGAGAUCGUCCCCUACGGCAUCUAACUUUGUGUAGUGUGUGUAAGUCCCAGGGGUUUUAAAGGCAGCUCCUAGGCAAUGCUAAAAGAUAAAAUAACAGCAGCAAAACUGAAAACAGCUUUGUCUUGUUACUUUGGUUACAUCUCCAGCCAUAAUGGCUCUGGCAGCUCGUUGUUACUCAGACUGUCGAAUUAACUUCUGUGGCUGCACUGAGAGGUGGGUCCUGCAGUAACAACAAAGCCCACUAAGCAGACACAGCAACCUUGAAGACCUCUCUAGCAUCCUUUGCUGAUGCAAACAAUGACACAGUCUACACCAAAAGCCUACUCAGAACCUUUUUUGUCUGGCUAACCAACCUACUCAUUUCUGAAUUGCCAAAGAUUCAAAGACAUUCAUUUCACUAUCUGAGUUUAUUUAGCCAAGAGAGAAAAAUCUGUCUGAAGUGGUAAACUCUUACAGGGUUUGGUGGUUUGCUUUUUUUUCCCUUGGGGAAAGGGGUUUGUAAUCAAUGAGAAAAAUUUGUUUUAGAGUUGCAUAGGCUAAUAUAGAAAAAAGGUCUUAUUUAUCUCGUCUUCCUCCAAAAUCAAAGUCAGUGCACCUCUAUCCACACUGAGAUUUAAAGGAAAACCAGAAAGGGAAGCAUCAACACUUAUUUAAAAUCAAGUGCUUCUAGAAGUUCUCAUACUUUGGUUGGCUAGUUGAUUCAUAAAUUAACCUGGUUGUUGGCAAUAAAAGGGCCCUUUUAUUUAUUUUACAUACCUUGUUGGUUGGUUUUUUUUUUUCAAAGACAUUCUGGCUUGGAUAGCUUAGUACUUGGACCACUUACUGUUUAUAGCUAUGAACUUUGCUUUUCUAAAACCAUCAAAUAUUGAUUACUGUAAUACACUGUUGUGCUCAACUAGAGGGAAAUUUCAGAUGCACUUACCUCCCAGCUGAGUCUGAAGCUGCAACGAGGCUGUAAGAUCACUGAGCUCUUCUGAGAACACUCAUCUACACAACACAUAGCUAAUGAAAUUCAAGGCCUAUAAAUAUUCUAAGUUCCAAGAACACCUCUACAAAGUGAAAAAAAAUCUACUGAAAAUAUUCCCUGUAUAUUCAAACUAAGUCAUUCACCUCUCACACUGCAUUAAAAUCACUUAUACUGCCCAUAGUGCUCUGCACUUCCUGGCUAUUUUUGAAGACAUGAUUGAAUAUGCAACCGUCUCCUGUUGUAGUUUUUUUUUUUAAAAAAAAACCCAUGUAAAUUUUCCAGCCUGAAGUUUCACACACUUUAAAUCCACCUUCUGAAA
This is a messenger RNA of Pseudopipra pipra, 5241 nucleotides long. RefSeq names its product cleavage stimulation factor subunit 3 (gene CSTF3). Gene Ontology annotation, biological process: mRNA 3'-end processing. Bases 156 to 2312 code for a protein of 718 amino acids. The record is from RefSeq and is a predicted model, not a curated record. Gene Ontology annotation, molecular function: protein binding; mRNA binding. Gene Ontology annotation, cellular component: nucleus. The transcript is spliced from 21 exons. Lineage: Eukaryota; Metazoa; Chordata; Aves; Passeriformes; Pipridae.